Pogoniulus pusillus (Red-fronted tinkerbird) is the source of this 5155-nucleotide messenger RNA. RefSeq names its product serine/threonine kinase 17a (gene STK17A). The coding region runs from base 150 to 1382 and encodes 410 amino acids. The record is from RefSeq and is a predicted model, not a curated record. Gene Ontology annotation, cellular component: nucleus. The transcript is spliced from 7 exons. Gene Ontology annotation, biological process: intracellular signal transduction; positive regulation of apoptotic process; protein phosphorylation. Gene Ontology annotation, molecular function: protein serine/threonine kinase activity; ATP binding. Lineage: Eukaryota; Metazoa; Chordata; Aves; Piciformes; Lybiidae.
UCCGCCCCCCGCUGUCCGCCGCCGCUCAGCGCAGCCGGAGGGAGCCUCGGAGCGGCGGGCGGACAGAGCGAGCGAGCGAGCGAGCUAGCUGAGUGACCGACCAACCAACCGACCGACUGACUGAGAGGGGAAGGAGAAGCUGCCUCGCUAUGAGCCCCGACGAGAAACCGCCACCCAGCCACUCCCGCAAUGACCGACGGCCACCGCCACCACCUGAGUCUGCUCCUGGCCGAGGCCGGCGGCGAGGCGGUUUCCUGACGGAGAUCCGCACGCCGAUCCGCACCGAGCCUUUCCAGGAGCGGUACAGCCUCAGCCCCGGCAGGGAACUCGGCAGGGGGAAAUUUGCAGUGGUGAAGAAGUGUAUCCAGAAAGACACAGAGAGAGAGUUUGCAGCAAAAUUCAUGAGAAAAAGAAGAAAGGGCCAAGACUGUCGGAUGGAAAUAAUCCAUGAAAUUGCAGUCCUCGAGCUUGCGCAAUGCAACCUUUGGGUCAUUAACCUGCAUGAAGUGUAUGAAACUGCAACAGAGAUGAUUUUAGUCCUGGAAUAUGCUGCUGGAGGUGAAAUCUUUGACCAGUGUGUGGCUGAAAGAGAGGAGGCCUUCAAAGAAAGAGAUGUGAAACGACUCAUGAAGCAGAUCUUAGAAGGAGUUUCAUUCUUGCACAGAAACAAUGUGGUUCAUCUUGACUUAAAGCCUCAAAAUAUUCUGCUAACCAGUAAGUCUCCUCUGGGAGACAUUAAGAUAGUAGAUUUUGGCCUUUCCAGAAUAAUGAAGAGCAGUGAGGAACUAAGAGAAAUUAUGGGAACUCCAGAAUAUGUAGCUCCUGAAAUUCUGAGUUAUGACCCAAUCAGUACAGCAACUGACAUGUGGAGCAUUGGAGUCCUGGCCUAUGUUAUGCUAACAGGGAUAUCACCUUUCUUAGGGGAUGAUAAACAAGAAACAUUCUUAAACAUAUCUCAGAUGAACAUAAGUUACUCUGGAGAAGACUUUGACCUCAUAUCGGAGUCUGCUGUGGAUUUCAUCAAAACUCUGCUGGUUAAGAAACCUGAGGACCGGGCAACUGCUGAAGAAUGUCUUCAACACCCAUGGUUAGAACAAAGCGAUCAUCCCGCUUGCAGGGCCUGGAGUAAGAGUCCGGAAGGGGAGACCAGUGAUACUGCUCAGAAAGAUGCAGGUUCUGCCUCUGAAAAAUCAGUAGAUGCUGAGAAGACUGAAGAGGAAGAAUCAAUAGUGACAGAAGAACUAAUUGUAGUGGCUUCAUACACCCUGGGACAAUGUAGGCAGUCAGAAAAAGAGAAAGUAACGGAGCAGAAAGCCAUUUCCAAGCGAUUCAAAUUUGAGGAGCCAUUACUGCAAGAAAUACCAGGAGAAUUCAUAUACUGAACUGUGGGGAGCUUCAUAGCUGUAACUGGAAGGCAGUGUUUUCUACUAAACAAACAAAAAAAAAUCCUAGCCAAGCAAAUUUCUGAUAUGCAAUAAAUGUUCUAGAGAAAAGAAGAUGUCGAGAAAUGGCAUCCAAGGAGAAAGUGCCAAGGUUUUAAUUUCGUGGAGCAGAUAAGCAAGAUUUCAAGCAGGAAUUUAGCAAAGAUUAAAAGCUUCUUUUUGUUUGUCGUUUUUCUUUCUGGAUUAUUUUGUUGUUAUUGAUGUUGCUUGAUGGCAAAGGUGGGUUUUUUUUGUCGUUGUUGUUGUUUGUUUUCAGUGUUCUGGAGAAGUUGACAUUGGAAGUGUUUCAGCGACAGAUGUCAAGUGGGUAAUUUUAGGGUACGUUGUGGCAUUUAAUGCAAAUAUACAGUGCUGGUGUUUUUCUUCAACACCUUUUAGCACUCCUGACUUCAGUGGAACUAAUCUACUGAUCUAAAAGUUGUACUAGAGGAGAAUUUGAUCAGCUGGUUGGGCAGAGUUUUCAGAGCUAUACUGUGGAUGUGUUUCCUUGUCAAAGACUCGGGCUCCUGCAGUCUACAGCCAAACAGUAAGCUGUGCUUCUCUAGCAAGAGCUGCACACAUCCCAAGGGUAAAGAAAAAUCUGUAUUAGGGAGUGAUUACAGGAGUGCUGCUGCUUCGUGUGGGGGCACAGUGCAGCCCUGCUGGGGGAGCACAGCACUGCCCUUCUCCAGAGGGUGAUGAGUUUGCCUAAGCGAGUCACCCCUGAGAGCCAGCAGAGAUUGCUGACACCUUCCCCACGUUGGGUGAGAUGUGCAAAUAGAAUCCAGCUCAGUGUGACUGUGCAGCGCUGAUGAGUGGAAAAAAAGAAUGACACAGGGGCUGAUGUAGCUCUACUGAAGUUAUUGAAGUUCUCUCUACUGACUUCAUGUUUAAUCAGUUUGUCCAACUAAAGAUAAAUCAGCCCUUCAUUCCACCUCCCCCAGGUCCCACUGGGCUUUUACUGGGAGCACGAAGUCAUUUCUGCUGCCUUUUUGCUCCUCUAACAACUGCUUUAAAGAAGAAAGAAGCAACCCUAGGCUAAAUUGCAUAACCCUGUUCAAUACAGCUAUGAGAUGAGGAAGAAGAUACUGCUUCCUCUGAAAUGAUGAAGCACAGCUUGCACCUCGUGCUUUCUAAUCACUCUUCCUUAGACACUUGGAAAACCAGCACAUGUAUGAUGGGGCAGGGUGGGGCUCUGUGGGUGGGUCGUAGCUCUGAAUGGACACAGUCCAUCAGAGGACAAAGCUGGGACUAACUGGGCAUAAAAAUUGACUGGUUUUUACAAUGUACAGGUCUGAGGAUCUCAGACUGAGCCCUGGUUUUCUAAGAACUCUUUCAUAUUGAUGCUGUUCCAAAGUUUAUGUAAUUGAAGUUUAGUACUAUUAUAUUGCCUACUGUUAACUAUUCAACUAUUUAUUUGGUUUCCUUGUGCUGUUCCUCUAUAAUAAACCCUGACAACCUUUUCUUGCCAUAAAGCAAUGAGUAGAAACUCCUUAAGCUAGUUUUUCUGGUUUUCCAUGUUGCUGCUGCAGGCUUUCUAAUUUCAACUGUACCAAGGAUGUUCUUACUCUUGUUAGUGACCAGGAGUUCAAUGCUCUGUGCUAAUAUUACACAAGGAAAAUGGCCUGUCAGUAACACAAGCAGUGCUGGGGUGAUCUCAUUAGCAUUGCUGUAAGGGUGGGAGAGGAAGCACCAGAAGAGAACUGAACAAAAAGCAGUGUGACACUGAGUGGAGCAAUGAGCAUUUCAAUAAGGAUUCAUUGCCAGGGGUCUGGUUGCCUUCAAUUGAAGCCACAGCAGACAAACUUAACCUAAAUUAAGCCGUUCUGUUGAGCUUCUUCCUUCUUAGAUACUCACAUAGGUAGGGCAGCUUCUUGCUCAUUAAAGACCUUCAUAUGAGGAGAUAUCACCAGUACUCCUAACUGAGUUUGGACAUGGUUUAUAUUGUAAUGCAGACAUGCCAUGCAAGAUUUCCUUGGAUAGCUCUGGCUGGCCACCAGGAGAAGUCAAACAAAAACCUUUGAGCCAGCAGGGUAGCUGUGUGAUCUGCUUCAGACAAUUUUUAGGCAUGACAGUACUAUUGAAGAGGCAUCUUUCUUUUCCUGCUCACUCAUUUGCCCAAGACAAUUCCUUGGCUGAGGGGACAUGACUUUACAAAACUUUGUGCAAGAUGACAAUUUCUGCCACCUUCUGUCACUGCUGUUUUGAGGUCUCUUUUGACUUCCACACUUCCUUGCUUUUACAAGCUUGAGCAAAGCACUGAGCUCGAAGCUCACAUCCCACCCUUACAGAACAAGGCUGCCAUAUCUACACACCUAAAUGUGUAAUACCUCAUGGGUCCACACAGCAAAUCAUUUGAGGGGCACAGAUCUAACUGAAUUCCUAUUUAUAACCACAGAUCAGGUCUCAAAUGGAGACUGCUACUAAUGAGAGCGAGCAGAUGCUGAGCAGCAUGCAUCUGCUCCUAUAGUUACUGGCUUUAAUGUAUGACAGUGAAGCUAAACUGUAUAAAUGAACUUACUUAACUACAAAGCCAGCUUCUGCAAUGGCUGCUUUGAGGUGUCCAGUGGGCUGUGUUUCUGCUUUUAACUUUUUGUGCCUUAAGGUGGUUCUGUACAGUGUUUUUCUAACGUUGUUAAGAAGUUGUAUAAAGUUGUGAAAGUUUAAUAGUAUAAAUUAUAAACAAGGCAGAAGAGACUGGCCCUAGGAUGGGAAAAAUCUUCUCUAGUGCUUUGCUGCAGGACUCUCAGCCAGUCCCUCAGAUGGAAGCUGUUUCUGUUCCACUCUGAGGGAGGCUGGAGCUGUGAAUGAGGCAUUCUUACCCUGUGUUGCAGAAAGGGGCUGGGGAGGGUCUGAGAGGCUCGGUUACUAGUGAGGCAGAGCUGGGAGCAAAUUGCUUGCCUUGUGAAGCAGAGCUGGCUUCCUGCAGCUGGGGGAGUGCAGGGACACAUGCAGUUACCUGAAAAAAGCUGCUCCUGCCUUCAAGUGUUUGUGGGGUAGGGGUGGUUACAGAGACCAAGUCAGAUCCUCAGACCUUGUGGUCAGUGCUGCCUGUCCCCACGCUGCAGGCUGGGCUUCUGCUGGGAGGAUGACUGCUGUUUGCUCAGUGCAGGAAGCUGAAUAGAAUAGAAGUGCAGAUGUUCUUGGAGCUUGCUACAGGGCUGGUAUUGCUGUGGUUCUGAUGCAAGACGUGAACUCUGCCUAGGCAGGGCAGGUCCAGGUCUUUGUCUCUCGUUACAGUUGUUGGAAUAAACAGCAACCAUCUGGUUGAAAUCAAAGCCUUAUCUCCUUUUGCUAUGUUCAUCUCUAAGCAAGAGGCUGUAAAGUUCAGCCAUUGAACUAAAAGUUCUAGAAAAUAAUCCCUUUGCAUGUUUUGGUCCAAAGCUAAAUUUGACUUUGGGUUUGUUCCAUUUCCUACACUUUUUACCUGAAGGGCUCUAAAUACAAAAGGGUGGAUUCCAGCUUGCAAUCUCCUGGGUGAAGCUGGAGAGCUCUUAGGUAGGAAAUGCAAAUGCAAAUGAACUGCCUGUUCUUCACCGCUGAUGCUGGCAGGGGCCAGGAAGGAAGGUCAGCCUUGCAUGGGAUCAUGGUUUAAGAGCUUUCUCAGAUGUUCCAGGUUGCUAUGCCUGGAAGACAGUUCAACAUUUUAUAGAACUAGUGCCAGUUUGUUGUACUUCUGACAAGGUGUUUGCUGUUACAGGAGUUUGCCAAUAAAACACGUUUUGUUUUCUGAA